Messenger RNA from Penicillium nucicola, 759 nucleotides. Its product is annotated as zinc finger MYND domain-containing protein. The record is from RefSeq and is a predicted model, not a curated record. NCBI's taxonomy places the organism in Eukaryota, Fungi, Ascomycota, Eurotiomycetes, Eurotiales, Aspergillaceae. The transcript is spliced from 2 exons. Bases 1 to 759 code for a protein of 252 amino acids.
AUGCACCAUAGCAUUGAUCUCUGUGAGCCCAUCACUCAAUCUACCUCUGUCUCCGACGGGCUCGAACCAGGCGGCAAGCGCAUCAGAUUCACACCGGACACACUCUCUGAGAAAUCGCAGGGAACAGUCACAGUUUGCACUGGCUGCGGCACGUCAUUGGACGAGACCAGCAAACAUUGCGGCCGAUGCCUCUGGGCACGUUACUGUUCCAGAUACUGCCAGGUUGCAGACUGGAAGCGCCACAAGCUGACAUGUGGAAACCCCAACCCCGAGAAUACCUACCAAGAGCCCACCGAUAACCGCGCAAGCGUUACCGAACACGCCAAAAUACUCGCAGCAGUUGCACGACGGGCUGCGGGCCAGGGCAAGGUCGAACCUGCCCUCCAAACACAUGUGCCAAAGCCCCUCACUCAACUGAAGGCCCUAAAGUGGCUAUUCAAUCGCAGUGAGAGCGAUAUCUGCAAGCUAAUCGUCGAUGCCUUGCGGCUCCGCUUCUGGGAUGAUGACGAUCUCAAUGACAUGUUCGUCUUGCGGCUGAUGCAAACCGGCAUCGAGUCCAUAGUCAAGAGAGACUUCUUCGAGCUCUCUACGAAGCUUGCACGGAAGGCUCGUCUUCUUCCCAAGUGGUGGGCGCAAAGCAAUACCGACAACCUCAUCCGCUUCGGCAUCGCUGAUGAGCCUUGGGAGAGGGAGGGGGGGGGGGGGUGGAACGUCCUCAUAAGAUGUUGGACCUCCUGGACCGCUAUGGUGAUCCUCUGA